CCAUUUUUCCAGUAAUCUUCGACGCUCAUGCAUAUUAAAAUAGUAAUUCAAAUAUAAUAAAUAAAUAAAAAUCAAACAAACGAACAAAAAUGGCUCUCUUUCUUUUCUGGGUUCAGUCAGUCAGACCUUUGAAAACUUAAAGCUGAGAGCUUUCAAGCGACGACCUUUUCAAUGGGACUUUCGUAUGAUUAUUCCUCUUCAUAUUUUUAUUAUUGGUGUUCUUCAGUGGGAAGACUUGGAAGAAUAAUAUUAUGUGAGAAAGAGGCCAAGUAGCUCGAAAUUCGACUCUCUGAUCGACCAUGGCGUCUAAUACUCGCGGCUUUUCUCCACAGUCAGCGGCCGAGAAGGCUGUUUCGGUUAUAGGCUUCGGCUACGAUAUCUGUUCCGAUAUUCGAUUCUCUGCCUGCAAAUCGGGUCCUUCCGGGUCGACAUUGAUCGACCUCGACCCGACCCAGACCAGAGACCUCGUUGUUCCUGGCGGGGUUCUUGUUCCUCAUGUGCCCACCUCCAUCAGAUGCGAUAAAGGAGAGCGCACCAGAUUUCGCUCCGAUGUCCUUUCUUUUACUCAGAUGUCAGAGCAAAUGAAUAAAGAGUUGUCUUUAUCGGGAAAAAUUCCUUGUGGGAUGUUUAAUACUGCUUUUGGCUUCCGGGGAUGCUGGCAAAAGGAUGCAGCUACCACAAAGAGUCUUGCUUUUGAUGGUUGGUUCUACUCACUUUACAAUAUUGAGCUAGCAAGGUCCAACAUUUCACUAUCGAAACAAGUGAAACAAGAAGUACCGAGCUUAUGGGACCCUGCUGCCCUCGCCGAGUUUAUUGAAAAGUAUGGCACUCAUGUUAUUGUUGGGGUAAAGAUGGGAGGCAAGGAUGUAGUUCACGUCAAACAGCUACAAAAUUCAAAUCUUCAGCCCAAUGAAGUGCAAAAACUGUUGAAAGAAUUAGCCGAUGAAAGAUUUUCUGAAAACGUAGACACACAGCCGGCUUUGAGUGCUAAUGAAUUAUCCGGAAAAGUUAUGGAAGAGUGGUCGAUGCCAUUGGAUUUUCACAAUUCAUUCGCUGCCUCAUUUAGGCCGCAUUCCAUCACACACACAAUGAAAGAUGAGACAAUGAGCAUAAGUGUUCGAAAGGGAGGCAUUGACUUCGGUCAAAAUCAUAAAACGUGGCUUUCAACCGUAUCACAGUCACCUGAUGUAAUAUCAAUGACUUUUGUCCCAAUAACUUCACUCUUAGGUGGAGUUCCAGGAAAUGGAUUUCUAAGCCAUGCAGUUAAUCUAUAUCUUAGAUAUAAGCCACAAAUAGAGGAACUGCAUCAAUUCUUGGAAUUUCAAUUACCACGCCAAUGGGCGCCAGUGUAUGGCGAUUUGCCUCUCACUCUUAGGCAUAGAAAACUUGCUUCCCCAUCUCUUCAGUUCACUUUUAUGGGACCCAAGCUUUAUGUUAACACUAUGAAGAUUGAUUCAGGAAAACGGCCAGUCACAGGACUCCGUUUAUACCUAGAAGGUAAGAAAAGUGAUCAUCUAGCAAUCCAUCUCCAGCAUCUCUGUACACUUCCCGAUAACCUCCAUAUCCCGGAUGAUCAUAGUUACGAGUCCACCAAUGAACCUGUGGAGCGGGGAUACUUUGAACCUGUUAAGUGGAGCAUUUUCUCGCAUGUUUGCACUGCCCCAGUUCAGUGUAAUGGUGCCUGUAUUGAUGAAUCUGCUUCAAUUGUUACAAAAGCCUGGUUAGAAGUUAAAGUUGUUGGAAUGAAGAAAGUCUUGUUCCUGAGGCUUGGAUUUUCAACAGUGGCAUCUGCCAAGAUCCGUAGAUCAGAAUGGGAAGGAUCUUCAAACACAUCUAGAAGAUCAGGAUUUCUCUCGGCGUUGAUCAGCACAAGAUUUAGUACUGCACUAAAUCCACCUGAGAAGCCAGCAAAAGUGGACUUGAAUUCAGCUGUCUACCCUGAUGGUCCUCCUGAACCUGCUAAGGCCCCCAAAAUGGCAAGCUUUAUAGAUACUAAGGAAAUGGUGAGAGGUCCAGAGGACCCACCUGGAUAUUGGGUUAUCACUGGGGCAAAGCUCUGUGUUGAGGGUGGUAGAAUUUCAAUCAAAGUAAAGUACUCAUUAUUAACCAUACUAUCAGAGGACUCUAUGUUGUUUUUGUAAAGGCCACAUGGGUAACAAGAGCAAAUUCUAUUGUUCCUGUAAAUUUUAUGAUGUAUAUUUACAUUAUUUAAAGUCAUUUACAGAUAUAAAUUGGCUCAAAGCCUUGUAAUAAUGGAAAUCUUGAUUUUUGUUGUUUUUUUUUUUGGAAAUAACUGCUCAAUAUGUACUGGUUGUAACUUUAGGUGGUACAACUUGAGGAGCUCAAAGUGUCUUGAGCAGUUUUUCUAGUAGCCUUGAGAAAUGUAUAACCACCCUUGAGAACUUGUGAUUGAUUCAACACUAUCAAGUUAUAGACUUCUACCACAA
Humulus lupulus (European hop) is the source of this 2447-nucleotide messenger RNA. RefSeq names its product MACPF domain-containing protein NSL1. NCBI's taxonomy places the organism in Eukaryota, Viridiplantae, Streptophyta, Magnoliopsida, Rosales, Cannabaceae. The record is from RefSeq and is a predicted model, not a curated record. Gene Ontology annotation, cellular component: plasma membrane. Gene Ontology annotation, biological process: plant-type hypersensitive response; regulation of salicylic acid mediated signaling pathway. The transcript has 7 exons. The coding region runs from base 300 to 2141 and encodes 613 amino acids.